Messenger RNA from Hippoglossus stenolepis (Pacific halibut), 1721 nucleotides. RefSeq names its product cyclin P (gene ccnp). Gene Ontology annotation, molecular function: cyclin-dependent protein serine/threonine kinase regulator activity. The transcript has 9 exons. NCBI's taxonomy places the organism in Eukaryota, Metazoa, Chordata, Actinopteri, Pleuronectiformes, Pleuronectidae. The record is from RefSeq and is a predicted model, not a curated record. Bases 154 to 1347 code for a protein of 397 amino acids. Gene Ontology annotation, biological process: regulation of cyclin-dependent protein serine/threonine kinase activity; mitotic cell cycle phase transition. Gene Ontology annotation, cellular component: cyclin-dependent protein kinase holoenzyme complex; centrosome; cytoplasm.
GUGCCAAUCAGUGGGGUCCACCUCUCUCACCUGUCUAUAUGAGCGGCUCUCUCCGGGCAGCAUGGCCGCUCUCUCUGCUCCAGGCCUCCGUCGACACCUGUGGAUAAGUAGCUGCAGCGGCCCGGAACGGGAACUCUGUUUCCGGCUGUAACCAUGGCCAGGACCGGCGUCUCCGACCCCAAGCCCCUGCUGGACUUACACAAGAGGGUGGAUGAAAGGCGGCCCCCGUUAAGAGCUUUGGCUAAUGCCUGUGGACCUAUAGACCGCUGGCAGCCUGUAGAAGUAGAAGAGUCCAGGAAGGUGCCUGUCAAAGUGGAGCCAGAAUGCAGAUGGGAAAGGAGGUUAUUAACGCAGACCAGUGAAGGCAUCAUCAUGGGUUUCCAUGAAGACAGUCUGAUGCACUCAGACGAUGUCGAGGGGUGUGUGGAGGAGCACAUGCUUCUUUACCCUCAUGGCCUGCAGAGUCUCCACAGCCUUCAGGCGCUGGUACCCAGCCUGCUGCGCCUUGAAGUCGAGACGGCCCUGGAGAAAUUGGGCCUCAUAUGGGACCGAACAUACGGCUGGGAAAUGUUUUUGGUCAUGAUGAGGACUCAAACACGGAGCUCUUUUCCCAACGCUGACCUGCCCCGGCAUUUCACUGAUGCCACUCGAGCUGUGCUGGUAGACUGGCUCAUUCAAGUUCAUGAAAUGAUGCAUUUCCAGGAAGAGACCCUCUAUCUGGCCAUACACCUCGUCAACUGCUCAUUGCGUCAGAUUAAGGUGACCACAGCCAAUCUGCAGCUCCUCGGCAUGGUUUGCCUCUUCAUUGCUGCAAAAUUAGAAGAGUGUCUCCUCCCUGAGGUGUCUGGACUCUGCUACUUAAUGGACCACACCUACACAAAGCAUCAGCUACUGCGACUGGAACGCAAAGUCCUCUGUGGGCUCAAGUUUGAUUUGACUUACUGUCCCCCUCUGCACUUCCUUCUCCUUUUUGCCUCCAUUGCUCGCUGCAGUGCAAAGGUGGUAUGGAUGGCUCGGUACCUGCUGGAGCUCUCUCUGCUGGAGGGCCAGUGUGUGGUGUUCCUCCCUUCACAGCUGGCUGGAGCCGCCCUCUGCUUGUCCCGCCAAGUCCUGCUCGAGCCCCCGACACCAGAGGGAGAGGCCGCCUGGUGCCUGGCCUCCAGUAUCCAUGUCGGCAGUGAGACUGCCCUGCUGACGAUGAUGCACAUUCUGGCCAACGCUGCAGCCAAAGCCCACACACGAGAGACCUGUGCAACUUUUAUUAAAUUCUCCUCCCCAGAGACCAUGCACGUCAGCAGACACCCGGGUCUGAAGAACGCCUCGGCUCUGUUGGGUGUACGUACUUGACAUAUCUGACUCACAGGAACUUCACAGAAUCCCAGAGCUUCAAGGUAGAGGUACUAGACUGUUAUAACUUGAGUACUUGACUCCUUUGUAUUCCACGCCUCUGGAUCCUGAGGAAUUACCAUGGAAAAGGGUGAGGAAGAAGUUUGAAAGAUUUAAUGCAAAUUGUUUGAUAGAGAACUGCAUGCACUACGCAUGCAUGUGAUUUAGCCAGGCUAGUGGCACACGUGUUUUAUGAUCUUAUCUUGCAGCCGAUUUAAAAAAUAUUUGAAUUGUAAUGAUGUGUCCUUGUCUUUUCAUUUGUGGAGAGGUUGUGGGCUGUCUAUAUCUAUAUUUGAAAAUUUUAAUGUAAAAAUAAAGUGUCUGCUGCAAAGGUA